CCUAGAAAAACGAAAAAAAAAAUGAUAGGAAGGAGGGACCCAUCUUCUCAACUCUUUAGGGUUUCUGGAGAAAAUUUUCAGAUUCUAUUCAUUUAAUCAUAUUCUAGAUCUGUUGGGUAGGAAGACGGUCUGAAGCCGUGAAGCUGAUAUCAAUGGAGAGCUCAUUCGACGCCAAGGCAAAGAACUCGUCGGAGGAAGCGCGAGGGAGGUGGAGGAUGCUGUCUUCCGUAGUGAAAAAUCCCAAACGGAGGUUUAGAUUCACCGCAAGUCUCCAAGCGAGGUCGGAGGCUGUUUGCAUGCGACGCAGUAACCAGGAGAAGCUCAGAGUCGCACAGUUGAUUUCCAAAGCUGCAUUGCAGUUUAUCCAGGGCGUUACCGUUGUACGUGAAGUUGUUUAUCGGAGAGGCCCCGGAUGCAAACGUAAAUAGUCAAACUCAUGCCUGUGACUCUGAAACUUGAAUCCUUCUUGUGAAGAAGCUGAAAAAUCUUCAACAGUUGUAGCAUCAGCAUCCUGUAGUUGCAUAUCAAUGUGGUCGUGUAGUUAUAAUAUAUGCAAGUCCAUAUAUAAGCUCGUCUAAUGAGAACUUCUCCAAGUCUUCAA
Argentina anserina (silverweed cinquefoil) is the source of this 601-nucleotide messenger RNA. Its product is annotated as putative calcium-transporting ATPase 7, plasma membrane-type. The record is from RefSeq and is a predicted model, not a curated record. The transcript is spliced from 3 exons. NCBI's taxonomy places the organism in Eukaryota, Viridiplantae, Streptophyta, Magnoliopsida, Rosales, Rosaceae. The coding region runs from base 153 to 428 and encodes 91 amino acids. Gene Ontology annotation, molecular function: calmodulin binding.